GGGGAAUAUAGGGACGAUCGGAUAGUGGUUAUUGUCGAAUUCGAGGGGAUCAUGAGGCCCGGCGCAGUCUGUGGUGUCUUGACGGACCAUGCGACAAAUAUGAAGAAAGCAUGGAAAGUGUUCAAGGACAACCGCCCAAAUCUGACCUGCAAUGGGUGGGGUGCGCACAUGAUGAAUAUCAUCAUGAAGGAUGUGCUUGCGUUGGAUCCUGUGAAAGAUGUUCUCAAUAGUGCUACUGUUGUCAAAGUAUAUUCGCAGUAG
Messenger RNA from Phytophthora nicotianae INRA-310, 261 nucleotides. RefSeq lists its product as hypothetical. The transcript has a single exon. NCBI's taxonomy places the organism in Eukaryota, Oomycota, Peronosporomycetes, Peronosporales, Peronosporaceae. The record is from RefSeq and is a predicted model, not a curated record. The annotation marks the transcript as partial.